Chrysoperla carnea is the source of this 1341-nucleotide messenger RNA. RefSeq lists its product as uncharacterized. The record is from RefSeq and is a predicted model, not a curated record. The coding region runs from base 20 to 1273 and encodes 417 amino acids. The transcript has 7 exons. NCBI's taxonomy places the organism in Eukaryota, Metazoa, Arthropoda, Insecta, Neuroptera, Chrysopidae.
CGUAAUUAAUUAAAAAAUAAUGUUAACAUUUCAAACAGUUUAUGAUUAUUUACCAAUAUUUUUACGUAGUGAAAUAACAUGCUUACCAAAAUUAAUCAACAAAUACAUUUCAAAACAUUAUAAUAAUGCUUUAAGUAAUAGUGCCUUCUGGUUAAUUAUAAUAUGGAUUACAUUCCAUUUAGUGUUUCAUUUUUUAUUAAAUGCAUUACUAAAACGUAUGAAAAUUCGACAAUAUAGCCGUGAUCGUAUAAUAAGUUCAUUAUGGUAUUCAGGAUUUUAUGCAGGAUGCGUCUUUUACACGGGAGCUACUUUAUUUAAAAAUGAUAUUGAUCCUUUUAAUAAUUUUCGAAUGUAUACAUUAUUAAGUCAUAAUGAUUCAGUUAAAGGUCAUUAUGUGUUUGGAUAUAUUGUUUUAUUUUCAUUUUUUGUACAAAGUUUUGUAUGGGAGCUUUUUAGUCAUGAUAUCAGAAUCAAAACAAUCGAUUUCUUGUUUUUAUCGACAUUUUUAUUAUCAGCUUGGAUGUUAGGAAUUGUUGAAUUUGCACUAGCUUUGUUAUUAUCAAUCAGUUUAUGCCGAUUAUCCAUUGAAUUGACUCGAGUUUGCUCAGCUAUUACAAAAUUCAAAACAAAGUUUUCUUACAUGGUUUGGUGUCAAUUUAUAUUCUCCGUUUGUGUUGUAUUUGGUAUAUAUUUAAUGAUAUUACCACAUAAUUUUGUGGGUCCAGCUCUAAAUGUUUUUAUAUACAAUGAAAAAAAAUUAUGGACUAUUGUUAUGAAUACAUCCUUAGCUGCUUGGUACAUAACAGAUUUUUUUACUUCGCCAAUUUUUCGUAUUAUCAAUCAUUAUUUAACACACAAUGAAACUGAAGUUAAAACAAACAAAUGUGCUGGACCAUUUUUAGAAUGUAUUUUAUUUGCACCACGCAACGAUAUGGCUUUCCAUUUACAUCGAGCCUAUAGUAAUCUACAAGAACACACACUCAGACACUACAAUACCAUACAUAAUCAGAAGCGGCAGAAUGAAUCCAAAUUAACGCUAAUGCAGACCAUUAAAUGUAUGGUUGCUGUUCAAAGAAAAGUGAAAAAACAAAGAGAACGUAAACGUUUGGAACAAGAACAAUUAUUGAAUUCUAAACCAAAUGAAACUACUGAAAGCUUAAAUGGAAUAAUUGAAAAUUUGAAUGAAAUGAAUGAAAAUUUAAUUGAAAUGCCUGCAAAAUCAAAUGAAAUAAAUGAAAAUUCGGAUGCAACUUAUGAUAAAAAAAAUAAUUAAAUUCUGAGAGAUACGCCUUUUCUCCUAUUUGUGAUAUUUCAAAUCUAGUCAGCCACAAUAUUUUUAUC